Ruditapes philippinarum (Manila clam) is the source of this 2187-nucleotide messenger RNA. Its product is annotated as multiple epidermal growth factor-like domains protein 10. Bases 83 to 1423 code for a protein of 446 amino acids. The transcript is spliced from 9 exons. NCBI's taxonomy places the organism in Eukaryota, Metazoa, Mollusca, Bivalvia, Venerida, Veneridae. The record is from RefSeq and is a predicted model, not a curated record.
UUUUAUAAGCCAGUCUUUUCUCUUUUGAUGCCUUUAAAAGCUUCCUUCUAGUCACAAAGUUUAUACAAAUUGAGCUAGAACAAUGUUAUUUAAAAUGCAGUUACUAGGAUUUUUCAUUACAAUAUUAAGUAUUAUUCUAAUCUUUGGUAGUGCAGGAAGUCUUGCUGCUGGUGUGUGCCCAAAAUCAAGAACAGGACGCCUUCGGUAUGGAAACUAUUGUCGGUAUGAAUGUCAUUGCGUAAACAAGUUGGAACAGUGUGACUUUUUAACUGGAGAUUGCAGCAGUGGAUGCGACUUUCAAUGGGUAGGGCCUGGAUGUCAAUUUUGGAACAUUGCAUACCGAAGGAAAGUGCGACAAAAUGUUAAUAAUCCCCCUUUUAAUUCAAAGUUGGCUAAUGAUAACAAUCUAACAACUUGUAGUAGUACAUUUUUCAAAAACUCAAUGCUACCAUGGUGGAAUCUUUGGAUACCGGAGUACACAACAUUAAGGAAACUUGAAUUUCUCACAACCAAGAGUCAUUUAAACGAUUUCAAGAAUUUUGAAGUUACAGUGUUCAAUACAACUGAAGAAAAUUUCAAAGAUAAAGGAAAUGUCACAGGAGGAGCAGUUUGUUAUCGAAAUAAUAACUCUGUACCACUGAAGAAGACUCGUAUAGAAGUCACGUGUCAUGGAUUUCCAGUCGGCAAUCUAAUACGACUUCAUACUGGCACAAGAAAACUUGUAAUCUGUGACUUUAGAGUUUACGACGGUUGCAAGAACGGAUUUUUUGGAAACGGGUGUGAGCGUUGCAGUGCAAACUGUAAUGAUAAUUUCUCCCCUGGACAACGCACAUGCAAUAUACAAAAUGGACGUUGCUUAAAUGGUUGUAAGUCUGGUUUGAUAGGUGACCGCUGUGAAACAGAAUGCGACGAAGGAUAUUAUGGAAAAGAUUGCAAAGAAUUAUGCAAUCGCACGUGUAAGAGAACAGAAAGAACAAUGUGCCAUAACGUAAAUGGUAUUUGUAUUGGUGGCUGCAUAGAGGGGUAUAUUGGAAAUUUCUGUGAAAUUGAGAAGUCAUCUAGCGAUACAGAUCUGAGUACAACAGAUAACGAAAUAACAAAGUUGAAACUAGUUUUGAUAAUUGUAGGAAUCUUUAGUGGGAUACUUAUUUUAUAUGUAACAGUUAUAAUAAUUUUGUUUAAACGUACGAUGGGACAUAACACUCAAAUUAAAGGAAAAGAGGAGACUGUUGGCCUGUCAAGUCAGAGGUCUUAUCUUAAUGUAGAUGAACCCAAUCGAUUACGCUCAGUUCGUAAUAAAGCGACAAUUAAAUCAACAUUGGGAGAACCGAGGUUAAACACAAUUGUUGUCGGCGAUGAAUCUCAUUACACAAACAUUGGUCUCCAAACAAAAACAGUCGAAACAACAUACGAAGAUAUUUAACUGACUUUAUUGUUAGAGAAUAUUUGAUAAAGGGUGUUUCAAAGGCGAUUAGUGCAUCUAUCAAUUCAUAUUUUGUGAUUUGAUGUGGAGGUCUAUCCGUCAUGAUAUCUUGAAUAUUUUUCUAAAUAUUCAUGUCAUCUCUUGAAAUAUGGAAACUUUGUUUCAUACUUAUACUAAGCAAAAAGCCGAUUGGCUACUUGUCUAAAAAACGUUAAUCAGAAUUAAAAUAAUUUAUCAUGUUUUGCUUUAUUAAUUUUUACAAAUAAUAAAGUGCUAGGCUCUGUACAAGCUUAUCGCUAGGAUCAUUUCAUUUGUUACAUGUAGCUUGUGUCAGUUUAUUCGCAUGCUUACAGAUACUGCCAGAUUGUGCCAAAGGAUUGUGAGUUCAAUUACUUAUAUGCGCGUUUUGUGAGCAAGAUGAGUUUGGAGUAUUUCCAAUGUUUUUAAGCGCUUGAUAAACCCCAACAUCUAGCUGACAUUCAUGGUGCAGAUAAAUUAAUAAAACUGUCGCACCUUUUUAGAAAUUAACCCAAUAUUGCAUUUCAUUGCAGCAAAUCACAAUUGAAAUGUGUUCAUUCAUUUGUCUUAAGCUUAUACAUAAUGUCAAUUAUUGAAUCUCAAUUCAUUUCAUGAUGUGAUAUGUUCUUUUAAAUUCCAUAUGUCGUUAUAUCAUAUCGAAUUGGUAUUCGUAUGUAACAUAAUUUCAUCUAUAAAAUCCUUAAUGUAUUCAACUGCUUUAUUCUUUAGACGACAUGCUCACGAAU